This is a messenger RNA of Prunus avium (sweet cherry), 582 nucleotides long. The record is from RefSeq and is a predicted model, not a curated record. Lineage: Eukaryota; Viridiplantae; Streptophyta; Magnoliopsida; Rosales; Rosaceae.
AUGACGCACCAAGUGCCCGACUGGGCCACCACCACCAACACCAACAUUAACACGACGGAAGAGGGUGAUUCUUCAAAGAGUUUUCAAUAUGAAGAUUUUGGUCUACUUCCUGAUUCUGUUGUCCCUCAUCCUCAAACUGAAACUGAAACUGAAACUGAUCAUGAUUAUUCUGUUUGGAAUAUUAAUACUAGUGCUAGUGGUGCAACUGGAGCAGCAGAAGAUCAUAAUCACAAGUGUUUUCAAGAAAUAUUUGAAUUCUUGUCCAAUAUUCAGCUUGAACCAACAAUUACACCCAAUGCUAUUCUUUCAUCCGACAAACACUUUGUAUGUGAUUUCGACAAGGGAGAAUCGUCCAGUGGACUAAAAACCACCUCUCGUUUUAUGGUCUCUGAGACAAAAUCAGUGUCUGGAGAGGGAAUUAAGCCCAAAAGAACACGUGCUGCCGAACUACAUAAUAUGUCUGAGAGGAAGCGUAGGAAGAAAAUCCGGGGGAAGCUGGGAGCAUUGCAGCAACUUAUACCCAACUGUAACAAGGAUGAAAAUCCGGGUGAUGAUGACUGUGUAGAUUAUGCUGCUGACUAG